This is a messenger RNA of Lytechinus variegatus (green sea urchin), 11942 nucleotides long. Its product is annotated as calmodulin-regulated spectrin-associated protein 1-like. Gene Ontology annotation, cellular component: microtubule minus-end. The coding region runs from base 319 to 6750 and encodes 2143 amino acids. NCBI's taxonomy places the organism in Eukaryota, Metazoa, Echinodermata, Echinoidea, Temnopleuroida, Toxopneustidae. Gene Ontology annotation, molecular function: spectrin binding; microtubule minus-end binding; calmodulin binding. The record is from RefSeq and is a predicted model, not a curated record. Gene Ontology annotation, biological process: negative regulation of microtubule depolymerization; neuron projection development; cytoplasmic microtubule organization. The transcript is spliced from 21 exons.
ACUUUACACCAGCGAAAAUUCAUACUAGGCCUACUGCAGUUUCUCAGCUAACGGUGAACUAUAUUUUUUUGAGGAAUAGGACAUGUUUCAUCGUAUAUUUGGUAUUAAGAUAUGACUGACUUGACAGAUGUAAGGAAACAAGAAAAAUCUCAGAUGAUGUUACCCAGAGAUCAUGCAAAGGACAUACUCCUACUUGGACUAUAAACAGAAACCCUCUGAUCAGUCACAAUCUCUCAUACUUUAUAUUGACUUGUGAUCAGAUAUAAAAGGUUUUCUUUCUCCUGUUUGAGCUGAAGAUAAGGAAGGGAGGGGUUCAGCAUGGACUCCAUCCCAGAGGUCAUACCGAUGAGGAGUUAUAAUUUUAGGAAGGCCAAACUGAACUCAUCUGUGGCUUGGCUCCUUAGCAAGGCUUACAGUGAUAGAGAAGAACCACCUGCAGAUCUUCUUGAUCCACUUUAUCAAGACAAUGGUGAAGACCAUGUCAAACCAUCGGUCAUCUACCAACUUGCAUCAGGAGAGCUGUACAGUCGAGUGUGUUCCAAUAUCUUUCCUCCUACCAUCCAUCCUUGGGAUGGACAUGUAGCCAUCAUCCAAGGUUUCUCCAGGAGAGGAAUCCAUGUGGUGGAUGAUCGGAACCAGCCAGUCACGGAAUCUAUACUCUCACAGACUCAAAAAAUUAAACUGUGUGAAUCAUUACCACGUGCAUUUAAGUUAUUGAAUGCCCAUGUAGCAAUGAUGGAUGCAAUUAUGAAGGCUUAUGUGAAUGAGACGAUAUCUGUUGAAAACGUUGUACAAGCUGUCAGGAAAUUCACAACAUUCAAUGCUUCGAGUGAGUUGCCCUUUGACCUGGAGGAUGCACUUCGGUUCUGGAUCAACAAGGUUUGUUUGGCUGUAGAACACCAGGUAGAGAGAGAUAGAAAGACACAUCAGGCAAACAUCAUGCAAUCAGCAGCACCAGCUAUUCGAGUGAAGAGGGAUCAGGUGCAACCGAAGGAGAUGCUACACUUCCCCAAGAUGAAUGACAUGAUGAAGGAUCUAUCAGAUGGAUGUUGCUUAGCAACCAUUAUUCAUCAUUACUACCCUCAUCUUCUAUCAUUGGAAGAUGUGGCUCUGCAUGAGUCAAUGUCGUUUGCUGAUUCGCUGCACAACCUACAGGUGGUGACGUCUUUCUUCCAGCGUAACCUACCCCAUCUCCUUCACUUCACAUUGGAAGAUCUACUCUACUGCCAUGAAUCCAUGAAAUACAACAUUGUGGCGUUGGUCGCUGAGAUGUUCUGGUGCUUUGAGGUGGAGAAACCCAGCCAUCUAGAAGCGAAUCAAGUUGCUCAGACCUUUUGGUGUUUCCAGGCCAAACCGGCUGGCCUUGCUGGCUUAGGAGGGAUUCAGUCAUCUGCGUUUACACAGAUGAACACACCACUGAACAUGGCAGCAAGGCCUCCUAUCCCUAUCAGUGAUGCAACAAAGAGAAGCUUUCAUGCCCCGUCGCCCAAGGCGGAAAUGCAGAGCGUCGAUCUCACCAAAGUUCCUUCGAGUCCAAAUUCCCAGAGGAGGCUGUUGAACCGGCAGCAGCAAGAGAGAAGUUCCAUCUUUGGUGAUACACCUGGCGAUGAGAACACUCCACCAAGUGAAUACCAGAAUAGAUCCCUUCAACGCUCAAUAUCCAGGGAGCAGCAGAAACAGCAUCCAGGAUCACAGUCAAUCCUGGCUUGGGAGGAGAAAGAAAAGGAAGAAAGAAGGACUCCAGAUACAGCAACAUUCACGAGGCCGAGAAGAUUACAGGAAUCUCCUACAGUGAACAUGCAGUCUAGCCGGGCUGGGAGUCUCCUUGCCAACGUUAGCAUCGACAGCGAGAUGAACGAGAGUCAAGACUUCUCCGGUCUGGACAUUGAGAUCAACCCCCUCCCAGAAAGAAUGGGUUCCCCAAAUACCCAGGGACAGCAGCAUAGUGAGGACAGGUUAAUGACAUUGACCCAUCAACGACCUGUUACCCAGGAGGGCCAGUUGGAAAGCGAGGACUUGGAAGUUGAAAGCUUGACAUCAUCAAGGAUGUCUCGGCAGCAAGGAGGUUUUGGCGAAACCAAGGAGUCAUUCAACCCGAUGCUCACCCACAGAACUGAUCCUGUGAUGAAUGGUGUUGAUGGAAGUCAGGGUGCAACAUCCAGUCCAGGAACUUUUAGAGGUAGUCAGAGAGAACAUUUAGACAGUGCUAUGAGCCCAGCAUCAGAAGCUGGCAGUGUGGAUUCUUCAAUAUCUAGGAAGAACCUGAAGCUGGAUGUCCAUCCUGUUGAUAUUCUAGGUUCUCCCCGUGGUCCAACCAACGAGUUCAUGCCUGCUGUAGUACGACCGUUAAAAGAGAAAUCGCAUCAGGUCAGAAAGACAGAUGAAAGGGGAGAUCAUUUGAGGCAUCGUAAUAAGCACAGAUCAGGUGAUACUAGAAUGACUGCUGCUCACCAACAAUAUCCUGACCAGGGAAGUGAUUCCUCAGAGAGUGUGGAUGCAACAACACCCCUGAGUGGAGAGAGUAUUGCAGAUUCCCUUGCAGGGGAUCUUGCUCUGCAACGGGCUCGUAUUGCAAGAGGAGUUGGGCCAGGUGGCUUUAUGUUGGCUCCUGCUUCUCAGAGUAACCAACCUCAAAUGGCUAAAGGUAAACAUGGUGAGGCUUUCUUCAUCAGUGGGAGUGAACAACCGCUUCAGGAUGAUGGUCACCACAGUUUUAAUGCCCCCACAGGAGCUAAGAGUUUCACUAUAUCUGAAGGAGCCAUGACGGUGGAUGAUGCAAAAGAGGCUGGUAUCCCAGUAGUAUCGGCAUCCAGAUCUAUGCAAGGUCUGAGUGAGCAAGGUUUCCGCAUGAGACCAGGUGGAAUGACCAGCAGUCAAUCUGACCAAGAAAUCUACCAGCCACGUCCUCAACAUUCCCACUCCUUCCAGAACCCAGUCUCUUCAGCCGCUGCACCGUCAUCCUUGCCAUAUUCCAUGCAUGAUUCAUAUUCCAACCCUCAUAAUCCUCACCAAUAUCAACCUAAUCCACAAUUCAAUCCUCAGUCCUCUAACCCCCAGCAUGCUAAUCCUCACCACGGUAAUCCCCACCAUGGUAAUCCUCAUUCCAAUCCCCAUGGAAAUCCUCACCAUGAUUUUCGCACUCACUCCCCGCACCACCACAUUUCUCAACCUAACCCGUACGACCAACAGAUCGACCCUGAGGCCUAUGCUCACGAUCAACAUGGUGUCUCUACUUGGGGACACCAUCAGAAGCAACAACAGCAACAGUUUCAUCCUCACUCUACUAAUCCAGGUAUGUCACAAUCCUUUACUAAUCAUUCUAGCACCCCUGCUAAUCAUCAAGACGUAGAGUCGCCCAAGCUGACUGCGGAAACGGUACAGUCUGAACAUCAGGAUAAAAGACCUGUAGUCAUGGAUUUCUCUCAUAACCUCAGCCCUGUCCAGAAAGAAAAUGGAUAUUGUCCUAGUGGUGAGAAAAAUACCCCUGUCACUAUGUCGCAUAGUGGUGCCAUACUAACACAAGACCAUAUUAACCAUCCCAGUCCUGUUCAUUCACAUCCAACUAUAGAUCAACUGUCUGGUUCAGAAAGACCUUCCAAUAUGGAACAUCAUAAUUCAGUAGAACAGAAUAGAAAUAGUUAUACUAAUCCUCACACAUUUGCAGCAGAUGUAGAGAACUUCCAUUCUAACCAAUCUGCUUUCAGGGAGCCUGCUAACCAUUCUAUGACCACAUGGUCUGCCAAACCCAAACAAUCACCUAAUACUGAAUUUCCCACCACUUCCACUUUUUCUGUAACACCAACUAACACAGGUGCAGCAGGCAAUGGAUAUCACAUCAGUUCUGGAGAAACAACAAAGGCUGGAGAUGGGAGCGUUUCAUCAUCUGAAUUGACUCACAUAAGGCUCAGGCUGGAGGAGAAAAGGAGAUUGAUGGACUAUGAAAGGCACAAGCUCGAACGCCAGUGGAAUAAGCAAAGGCAACGGGUUGGCAAGGCUGCAUUCCUGCAGGUGUUGGCAAAUAAAAAGCAGGAGAAAGAAGGAAAUGGCGAAGGUUACUCAAGAUCAGAACAUCAGAGGAACAUAGAAAAUGCUCGCCCACCACAAGGAUUGACCACUUUUGCAGCCCUUAGUGCCAAUCGUGAGAAGACAUCUCAGGUGUCACAAGAGCCUCCUGUAUCAGAACAAGAACAAUACCAGCACCCUAUCCAGGAUAAGCAGUUGACACAAGCGUAUUUUCUUGCACAGCAGAACCAAAUGUCCCAACAAACAGCCCAGAAAACCCCUCGUAACCAACAGCCACCACCAGAGCAUCGUGCUCAGCAGCCCAGCCCAAGUCACCUCAAUCAGGUUCAAAUGGCUGAAGGUGGACGAAGGUCCAAUGAGAGUCCAAGAUCAGGAAGGGACUCGGAGAGCCCACGUAUGAGGUCAGAGUCACCGGGUCCCAGGAGAACUGAGAGUCCAGGAUCCAGUUCUGGGUCCCAUUCGCCGCAUCUUACCCAAGAGGAGUACAACACUUCUCUAGAAAAAUUAAAUGCUAAUCUUUCCCAACUCCAAAAUCAAAUUCUGAGGUUAUCCUUGCAGCAAGAAGAGUUUAAGAAGGGUAUGAAUGAAUCUCCAAGGCAGGUACAGGAAUCACCAAGGCAGGUGGCACAAGGAGAUUUUGGUGACCAGCGAGAUAGUCCAGAGCACCGAGAUGUCCAUAGACCCCCAUCCCAUCCUCAGCAAGAUUCAACUGGUCAAAUGACUGGAUUCUACAUUGAAAGUGGGGAUCAGAAGCUUUCAGAACAAGAUUCCUAUGUACUUGAAGAAAACCCUGCUUUCAAUAUACCCCAGGGGCAGGGAAUCAGUCCCCAAGAAAUGCAGCAUAUUCAGCAAUCACCCCAAGGAUUCUCAUUAUUACCACAUAACCAACCAAUUGACAAUUUUAAUGAAAAGCAAACAGUGAAUGCACAGAGAUUAUCAGACGUCACUUACAUAAAAUCUGAAAUGAACGAUAACAAAUAUAUUAUUCCAGACAAUCUUGAACAUGAUGCUGUUGUUGCCAAUGCCCAAAUAGAAAGAACAUUCAGUGGGCAGAAUCUGAAUAUAGACAAUGAGAAUCAAUCACAACUCAAGCAAAUGCCAACUGAAGAAGUUCAUUCACCUCCUGCGAAUCAGAGGAAAGGGCAGCCUGUCAUGGCUUUUGACAUUGAUAUGGGUUCUCCAAAGCAACCACGAGCACCUCCUGCAAACCAGAGAAAGAAGGAAGCAACGCCAAAGAAAGUUCAGGAGAAGAAAUCAUCGCCUCCUAGGACACCCGUCAAGAAGCAGGCUCCACCGUCGGUUUAUGAAAUUGUAGGUGAAGGAGAAGAAGAUGUUCCUGUUCCAAGUGAUAUGGUAGUGCGCCCUCUAGAGCAGUUGAAUGCAAGUAAGGAUGAUGAUUCUGCAGAUACAAGUGGGAUGGCUGCAGGAUUUAUCAUUGGAGAAGAUGACAAGGCUCAAGAUGAGUUAGCAAAGAGGAAAGAGAUGUUCUUAAAGGCUCGUCUGAAGAGAGAAGAGGAAGCUAAGAUCAAGAAGGCAUCAAGAGAGGCUGAAGCUGAGAGAAAGAGAGAAGAACUUAGGAAAAAGCAAGAGGAAGCAGAGAUGAAAAAGGCAGAGCAAGCAGCCAGAAGAGAGCAGAUAAGAUUAGAAUACCAGAGAAAGAAACAGGCAGAGUUGGAUCCUGACAGUGCACCCCCACCCCCAAGAAAGCAGAAGUCAUCCCGACCCCGCCCUAAGUCGCAGAUGGUUACUUCAGACAAGGGACCAAGCCAUAGCCAUGGUUAUACUGCCCUGGACAGUGCCUCAGAUAUCGCACUCAGUGUUCAGAAGAAGUCUUAUACCAUAGAGUCAUCGUCCGAAGGGGAGAUAGCAGGUGCCGUUACAGGUGCCGCAGCAGGUGCGGCAGCGGCCCAGGGCUCUGAGAAUCAAACAAGUGCUUCAGCUCCUUCCACUCAAGGAGAAACACCCCACCCUCCACCCCAGGGGUCUGCUGCUGCCCCUCCCCAAUCCUCAGCCACACCUCAAUCUGCAUCUCAAGCAGCAGACCAAGGAACCAAAAAGUCCCCCUCCUCUUCUGGAAAACCAAUGCCAGAGGCUGCUAAGCGCAGACCCCCUUCCCCGAGACCAAGAUCUAACACCCUCCCCGGUAGUCUCCGAUCCCCAGAGAAAACAAGUCCUCAAAAUGCCCCUCAGAUACAAGCCCCUGAAUCAGGGGCGAGCGUGAUGUCCCCACAAGAGGGAGCUGUUGCCAAUGUUUCUCCAAGUGUCGCAUCCCAGGAGAGCAGCGGGUCCGGUGGAAGUCAGGCGGCUGAUUAUUCUGGUCCCAAGCUGUUUGUGAAACCAACCAGUAAGUCCAAUCGUCACAUCAUCAUCAAUGCUAUCUCUCACUGUAUCCUGGCAGGUGUCGUCAAUGAGAAAACCAAAGAUAAAGUUCUUCAGGAAAUUGCCAAGUCAGACCAGAAGCACUUCAUGAUCUUGUUCAGAGAUCACAGUCUUCAGUUCCGGUCACUCUAUGGCUUUACCCCAGAGUCAGAGGAACUGACCAAGGUCUACGGCACUGGUCCUAGACAUAUCACCAACAAGAUGACUGAAGCUCUCUACAAGUACAACUCCGGUGGGAAACACUUUGCCAAGGUUCCUUCCAAGUCCUUAUCAGUGCAGAUCGAUGGUAUCACAAUCAACAGUGCCUUCUGGCAGUCCAAGAGACCAGUCUCCACCAAAAAACACUGAUAGUACAGGUCAAGGGUUCAGAGGUCACCAAACAGUCAAGUCCUGUUGGAAUCAUAUAACCUUAUAGAGAUUGAGGUUGGCACGGUAUUAUUCAAACUGUGAUCUAUGAAUAAUUUCAUUUAAUAUUCAUGAAGUAAGGGGUCAUGUGGUCUUAAGUCGAUUCCUCCCAUUACCCCUUUACCAAUAUGUCAUCAACUUUCAUCAACAGUUUCUAUACAGCUGUUAUAUUCAACUUGAUGUUUUGAUUAUUUUCCAAAUGACAACACAGCGUUCAACAUCGUACUUGAAACCACUGAAGGCAUGUUUGUUUAUAAGCACUGCGAACGUUUUGCCCCUAAGCUUGUCUGUGUUGCAAUGCUUGAAAAACAAUAUAUGGGGACUAAACAUGCUGAGAGUGUAGGCUGUUUUAUAGGCAUUAUUGGUGACACUUUCUUUACAUAAGUUAUGGAAAACUUGUCUGUAUUUAUGAUGCAGAAUUUUUAUGAGAUGCUAUAACCCAUGUGCAAUGAAAUGUGUUCAAUAUGAACACAUCAACGACUGUAGUGAACACAUCUACUGUAGCGUGUAUAUAAAUAUGUAUAUCUCUCUUUCUCUAUGGUGAAAUAUUCCAAGCUUUUCCUAUUUAUUACACACAGCAUAUUCAUUGAGUACACAUACCUUUGUGUUUAUGUUACUACUUAAAAAGGAAUCGUUACAAGAUAUUGUGAGAUGUAAUGUUUACUAUAAUGUCAUGGAGGAGUAUAUAGCCAAUGUUUCUGUUUUUAAAGUUUGAAUGAUACCGUAAUUACAUGCUUCUUUAUAGGCCCUGAAUAGCUAUGAGUGGAGAGAGGGUCAGAUAUAUUUUCAUCAUAAAAAAACAAAGCCGAGAAGGAUUUUGGAGGGAUGGAUGUAAUCACACUGAUAAAGUCUAUACUAACCAAUAUGCACUAUCAUCUACCCUUUCCAAAGCUACUGGCCAUUCUCAAUGACCUUUCUAGUAUAUACUUACUAGCCACUUAUGUUGGCAUGAGAAUGAUACACAUACCGGUAUUAGGGUUCAUAAUGAAAUGUACCCGUACUCUCGCUUUCUCGAUGGUUUUCCCUUUAUUAGUUUGUACAUUUUGUGAUCAUGCCUUCUUGUUCAGUUUUAUAUGGAAAGUAGAUUAUUGUGCCUUCUUUUAUUCCUAUUUAAUUUGAUUGAUUUGGUUCCUUUUGAUUAAUACACACAGGCCCUCAUAAGGUAGUCUGUGUGUCAUACUUUUUCAGAUAUAAUCAUACCUAUAGACAAUCCUAAAUGGGCUGCCACAUCUGAAAAAUUCAACCAGCAUAUACAUGUACCGACGUAUCAUAGCAGGUUAUUUUAUCAUUCUUCCUGAUAUCAAGGAUUGUCAUUUGUUAACAAGACCAAACACAUUAUUUUGCACCCAAAACAAAAUUAUCAAGAAAACACCUUGCCAUACAUCGAUGGCAUAUGCUAGCUAAAUUGCCCAUGUGUGAAUGUUCUUCACUAGAGAAAAUCAGAUAUAGCCAUACUGUAUAAGCUGAAAUUUUCGUGGUGGUUCAAUUUUCGCUAAUUUCAUGAUCGUGUCCUUGCUAAAAAUUUCCAGUCAGCAAAAUGCAAAUAUGUUUAAGUACAGAAACAAUUCAGAACAUGAAAAUAAUGACUCGCUAAUAUGUCGAAACUAGUCCCAAAUCGCUAAAAUAUGUGUACGCUAAAAUAUUGGCCUAUACAGUACUUGAUAAGGAUAUCACAUACAAUUUUCAUAGGUAAUAUCAAUGAUAAUAAUAAUAGUAUUUGAAGGGGCAUUUGUAUGGAUUUUUUAAACUUGGGGGUGGGCAAAGAAAUUAGGAUCAAUGUAUCAAAUUAAUAGAAUUUUGUGGUAUACUAGUAUACGACAUUCUCAUGUCCUAAGCUAUGUGUCCCAUAUUUCUCAUGUCGACAGAUUGAGUGGAUAAUGCUCUAUUUCAUGGCUUCUUGCAAAUAUUUAUGACUGUAUAGCCCUGUAGUUUGCAGUGCAAUUAUUCUUUCUUGCAACGUUGUGUUUCUUUAGUAUGUCUGCUAUUGCGUGUAGAGGUGCAAUUUUACUUAUUUGGCUGAUUAUGAGUGGCUAAUGAUGGAAUCAUAGGUAUUCCAUGAGAUGCUAUAUGGUGUAUUAAAUUCAGUUUGAAUUGUAGAACUUAGUUCAUGCAAUUACUUUCUAACCCUGCACUGCCUCCUUUAUAUAAUGAAACAUUGUAAGGUUACAUAUUAGGUCAUAUUUUAGAUAGAUAUAGCAUUUUGAUACUAAUUAAUUUGAUGAGCCUUCUUGACAUUGCAAACUUACUAAUGCACAAGGAAAAAUGAUCACACCACUAAAUCAUAUACAAUUUUUGUUUUUAAUGCAAAAUUGAUAUUUAAAGAUGAGGAUGAAACAAUUGUAGUUUAGAAGAUAAAAUUGCACUUAAGUGUCAUUUGUUUUCAUUUGCUAUAUUCUCAAUCUACUGUCAUUCAGUCUCAGUUUUAACCAAAAAGAAUUUGAAAGAUGGGCAUCAAUAUUUUGUCAUAUAGAAGCAAUACAAUUGCUAUUGUGCUGCAUUUGUUUUGUUGCUUUUUUUUGUCGUCAUUCGUUUGUUCAUGGGCUUCCAUUAAUUUAUUUUGCUUGCAAAAUGAUCAAGUGUGUUAUUUUCUGAGAAUUAUUUGUAAUCUUGUUAGCCAGGAAAUGCUUUUUUUUUCAUGAUUUCUCUUAAUUAUUGGAAUGAUUGUAUAUCAGAUAUUUUUCUCAUGGUAAAUCUCCAGAGUAGAAAAAUGUACCCUUUUCACUCUUCAUUUUCUAGACUUAUCUUAUUCUAUUGUAUCUUAAUUUCUUAUGUUAGCCUUUCAUUUACAUCUUUGAAAUAUCAAUUAUUCCCUUGAUAUAAUUUGAUAAAUGUCCCUCAUCCCUGUCCCCUCCUCUGUCUUUCCCUCACUCCCUCUAUCUCUCCACUUUGCUAAUCUACAAACCUUUGGCGUUUCAGACAAUUCUAUUAUUGCCUAUCCUUUUGGUAUGGUUUUGAUCAGUAGACAUUCUCCUAGUUUGACAAUCUUUUGAGUAAUAUUUUUUGUUAAUUUGAAUGAAAUAUCUAUUUAAGGUCAGUGAUGCAACCAAACUUGUGUGUAUAUUUGUUUCAGAUUAUACAUAUUCAUUCAUCUUCUAUCAUUUUUGGUACAUUGAAGUUAUCAUUUUACAUACGUUUGACAUGAUUUGUCUUUCUAUCUCUCUUCUCUUUUUCCUCUUCCUCUCUCUCUCUCUCUUACUUUGUGAUGAAUACUGAUUUGGCUUUCUACUUGCUAUGUGACAUUCCAUCAUUUUUUUUCCUUCUGUUUUUUGUGUUAUUAGAUUCAAUUUAGUCUCAGUUUGUUUCCUUUUUUCUCAGCAGUCUUGUGCAUCUUAAUAGUCAAAGAGUAAUAUAUGUGGUUCAAAACAUAUGCACAUUUUUACCUGUAUCUCCGUAAAGAUAUUGAAUGUUGUAAAGUGGCGAUGUGAUGUUGUUUGUGGUAUUAUCUUUUUUUUUAAUAUUGAUGUUUCAUAACCUCGUACAAAUUCAUCAAUGAAGUCUGUAUAUAGUGCUGUACAUAAUAUAUUAAUUUGUACAUAGUAUAGUGUCGAAUUUGUGUUUGGUACUAUAAAAACUUGAAUUGAAUUUACUUGCUGGUGUACAGAUGAAUGUAUUUAAGGCCUUGUAUAGUCCUAGAUAAAGGGAAAAGCAAAAACUUGCUGAAAUUCAUAUUAAAAUUAACAACACCAUUGAAAGGUUUUAAACAAGAGUUUAUAUUGCCUAUUUGCCUUUAGCGUAGAUUAUUUUAUCAAAUAUAUUUAGAGUUGAUUUAUGGAGAAAAUAUGAUUUGAGAUUCUGCAUAUGAGCGAUUUAUUUUUUUCUUUGAGAUUCCAUUAAGUUGGAUAUAUUGAUUUUUAUGUACAUGUCUAUGUUAGCCUUAGACAGGCUGGUCAAUAUUUGUAUUUUGAAAUUCUUUUCACUUGAGAUUUUGGUGAUAUGUAAUAUGAACAAAAUGAAUACCAUUUUAGAAUCAAGUUUAGAUUAGGAAUCAGAAUGUUCAUGGUUGUAGCAAUUUACCUGGUAAACUAUGGUAGUUUCAAAUUGCCUAGAAAACUAGAUCAUAAUUGGGGAAUGAUAGUGAUAUUGAAGACAUAACAAUUUGAAGUAGCAGUGAAUUCUAGAAAUUAAAGGUUUUAAACAAUUAUGAUUUCAUGUAAUACCCUAAGACAAUAGAAAGUGGGGAUGUGACAUCAUAAGCCCAUCUAAUGAAUAUUCAUGACGACUUACAUUUAACUUCAAAAUAUAUUGCUUAACUUAAAACUUCAAUAACUUUGCCAUUUGUUGUAAGAUUUUGAUGAAAUUUUCAGCAUUUUUCUCUGAUAAUUUUACUCUAUUUAUUUAGAUACAAAUAUUUUCAGUGCCAAUAAUCCCUAUUAUGCAUAGCUAGACAUGCAUUUUCUUAUCAAAUUAAGCAUUGUUUUAAUAUCUUAUCUAAUGCUUGAUUUAAAGAAUGCAAUUUGUGUCAAUGCAAAAGUUAUUUGAUAUAGCAUGCCAAUUAUUUGUGACAUUAAUUCACCCAUAGAGAAAUAGGUCAGUUUCAUCCUAUCUUCUAAAGAAUGUUGAAUCCUGAAAAUGUAGAAGUGGUGUCAAUUAUGGACUAUUCAAAGUGUGGAUAGAUAUUUAUGUAAUAUAAUUUAAAAAAUGCAAUGAUAACAAUGAGCUGUAUUCACUUCAAAUAAGGUUACAGUUUGAUUUAUAUCAAAUUCCAUUAAGAGAUAAAUGUUCAUGUUCGUGAAGGAUUGAUUUGUCUGAUUUAAUACACACAAGUUCGUUUAAUCUUGUCCGAUGAAGUGAAUCUUUUAUAUAACACGCUGCCAAAAUGCUUGUAUGAAAAUGAAUUGAUUUUUCAUACAUCUGAUUAAAAUAGAGCUAUCUUGUUGUGUUUUGUCUUUCUCAAAAAUGAUUAUGCUCAAGUUACAAUACUACAUGCGUAAAUACAAUGCCAUGUUUUUCCAGAAAUAAAUGGAUGUCCGAGUGUUCAGGAAAUGACAGAUAAUGUGCUUAUUGAUGUUAAAGAUUUUAAUUGUCAUUUCUUUGUUUGUAAAAAGUCCCACUUGUUGUGUGCAUACAAUGUAUAAUUAUUGUAAACAAAAUGGCUGGAUACAUGUGUGCAGCAUUAAAGUAUGGAAAACAACUAU